Messenger RNA from Hyalella azteca, 595 nucleotides. RefSeq lists its product as uncharacterized. Bases 32 to 595 code for a protein of 187 amino acids. NCBI's taxonomy places the organism in Eukaryota, Metazoa, Arthropoda, Malacostraca, Amphipoda, Hyalellidae. The record is from RefSeq and is a predicted model, not a curated record. The transcript is spliced from 4 exons.
CACUGAGAAUCCCCCAACAGCUGGGGAAGAUAUGGACGAUCCGGCCUUCACUAACGAUUCCAUCGGCGCCAUCUUGCUGUACAAGUGCCAGCCUAACUACUACAUAAACUAUACCUACAUGUUGGUGCCUACCAACACAAGCAGCGGCAGCCUGACGCAGUUUGUUUCUGUGCCCAUAUUUCCGCUCAAAAAAACGAUGGAACUCACGUGCUCACAAGACGGCAACUGGACCAAGCAAUACCCCGACGCUGACAUCAGAUGUUAUCACCCUUGCAUGAUCAAACUGCCGACAUUGGUCAACGCCUGGUCAGACUUCAACUCGUCCAAGAACUACUCCGAUGCAAACAACCAGACUCUUUCAGUCGAGUGCUUACCGGGGUACGAGUUCGCCUUCAACAAGACCAAGCAAGUUCUGACCUGCGCGGCAUCUAAGUGGGACGACAGAAAACUCUUGCCAUGCUACAAAGUGUGUCUGGAUCCAAUUCGGGAAGCUGGAGAAGAAAUGACAGUGGCGAACGUUACAGCAAAUUCCGUCAACACCACCAUGACCUACGCGUGUACGGAGGGACAUCAUCUGAACACUACGGAGGUAUGA